AUGGAAGGCGACCAGAUUUUGGUUCAGUCAGAGCAGAACCUUAUACCAGGUGCGCAAACUCUUGUCAUUGGUCAAGAGUUUGCAGAUGUUGACACAUGUCGGAGGGCUAUCAAGGACAUGGCCAUUGCUUUGCACUAUGAGCUCCGUGUGGUGAAAUCUGAUCGUAGCCGUUUCAUCGCGAAGUGCUCAAAAGAAGGUUGCCCUUGGCGUGUGCACAUCGCCAAGUGUCCCGGUGUUCCAACUUUCACUGUCCGGACUUUGCACGGAGAGCACAAAUGUGAGGGUGUUCUGAACCUGCAUCAUCAGCAGGCUACUGUUGGUUGGGUUGCUAGGUCUGUCGAGGCAAGGCUCAGGGAUAACCCACAGAUUAAGCCAAAGGAGAUACUGCAGGAUAUUCGAGAACAGCAUGGGAUCGCUGUUUCUUAUAUGCAGGCAUGGCGUGGAAAGGAGAGAAGCAUGACUGCAGUUAAUGGUACCCUUGAGGAUGGAUACCGCCUUCUUCCUGCAUAUUGUGAGCAGAUUGUUAAGACGAAUCCUGGUAGCGUUGCAACAUAUAGAGGUAUUGGACCAGGCAAUGCCUUCCAGCGGCUGUUUGUCUCGUUUCGUGCAUCCAUUUAUGGUUUCUUAAAUGGGUGCAGGCCCCUUCUAGAAAUUGACAAGGCUGACUUGAAGGGAAAGUAUCUUGGGACAUUGCUAUGUGCGUCAGCUAUUGAUGCUGAUCACAUGAUGUUCCCUCUAGCAUUUGGUAUUGUUGAUUCUGAGAGCGAUGAUAACUGGAACUGGUUUAUAUCGGAAUUGAGGAAGAUGCUUGGAGUUAACACAGAUAAGAUGCCGGUCUUGACUAUACUUUCUGAGAGAAAAAGGCAAGUGGUUGAAGCGGUUGGAUCUAAUUUCCCCUCUGCUUUUCAUGGAUUUUGCUUGAGAUACGUGAGUGAGAAUUUCCGUGAUGAGUUCAAGAAUACUAAACUGCUUAACCUUUUCUGGAGUGCUGUUUAUGCUCUCACGGCAUCAGAAUUUGAUGCAAAGGUAAAUGAAAUGAUGCAAGUUCAAGAUGUUAUGCCAUGGUUACAGCGUUUUCCGCCAAACCUGUGGGCAGUUUCUUACUUUCAGGGUAUCAGAUAUGGCCAUUUUAGUCUUGGGAUAACUGAGAUAUUAUUAUAUAACUUGUCCCUUGACUGUCAUGAACUUCCCAUUGUGCAAACCAUCGAGCACAUCAGGCAUCAACUGACUUGCUGGUUUGCUGAACGUCAGAACUUGGCACAGUCAUACAAUUCGGUUCUUGUUCCGUCAGCUGAGAAACUUAUUUCAGAAGCUAUCCAUGACUCACAAUGCUAUCAAGUCCUUCGAGCAAACAAGGUGGAGUUUGAGAUUGUGUCAUCGGAGCGGACAAACAUUGUCGACACUCAAGCUAGGUCCUGCUCAUGCCGCCGAUGGCAAAUUUACGGCAUUCCAUGUGCACAUGCUGCUGCUGCACUGCUUUCAUGUGGUGAAGACCCCUGUCUCUAUGCUCAUGACUGCUUCAGCGUAAUGAAGUACCGAGAAACCUAUUCCCAGCCAAUAUAUCCAAUUCCGGACAGGAGCCACUGGAACAAAUCGUCUCCCGGGUUACAAGGUGUAGUCAGCAAGGCCGAUGUGAUCCUUAGCCCACCCAAUAUCCGGAGGCCUCCUGGUCGACCCAAGAUGAAGAUUCUAAAGAUUGAGAGCAUGAAGCGUCCGAAACGGAUCGUUCAGUGUGGUCGAUGUCAUCUUCUAGGGCAUUCUCAAAAGAAGUGCUCUUUGCGAAUCUGA
Molecule: messenger RNA, 1788 nt
Organism: Miscanthus lutarioriparius
Lineage: Eukaryota; Viridiplantae; Streptophyta; Magnoliopsida; Poales; Poaceae
Source: the annotation of a GenBank genome assembly